AUUGCAUCCAGACCUCGUUAACUCGUCAUACAGAAUCCAUUCACCGAUAUGCCCGGCGAGGACACCAUCCUAGAAGGGCCGGUGACCCCAGCCCCAGUAUUCGCCUACCGUGCAAUCCGCAGCAUCUUCUUCGCCUCGCCCGAAUCUUCGCCCGAGCACGGCAACAAGGAAAACCUCGUACCUGCGUUCCCCUCGUCCCCGAAACGGAUUGUUCCUUUCGCAGAAAACUCACCCCAACCGUCACCGUCACCGUCACAGAAGCGCAAGAGGGAGGGCCACACCAGGAGUGGCGGCGGGACCAUCCUCUCUCCUACAAAGGGCAUACUCCGCACGCCGGGCCUGGCAACACCGCGAGCAAAGUAUCUGAAGGACAUCAAUGUCAAAUUCAAGAGCGUCAGCCCCGAGGCCCCGAAGCUGGUCACUCUGCCUGUUUCUCCGAGACAGCGAACAACCAAAGUCCGCGAUCCGCCAGCAGCACUUUACCCGUCAAAAUCCAGCAUCGAGCUGACAUCGCCCACCAAGACAAAUCCGACGCCGGUAUCGCAGAAUCUGCUGCAGCACGAGCAAUUACCGGCAGGAGGCAACCAUGCCACCGAAGCUGCGCCUCCAACGUCACCAUGCCUCCUCUCCCGAGCCGCAAUCGAGGCCUACAUCACGCAGACCGAAAAGGAAAUGAAGAAACUGGUUCGCUACGGCCAGAAAAUGCGCGAGUACGCGCGCAAGAAGGACGCGGAAAACCAGGAACUGAAGGGCAUGAUCGAACAACUCCGCCGGGAGAACGAGAGACUGAGCCGAGGCGCGGACGGCGCUCCGGGAUGCCGCCCCGGCACCAGCGGUCUUCCGCAGGCGGGCAGAGAAGUGAAGGAUAAGGAGGAAGAGAAGAGGGCCGGGGCUGAUGUCUUAGGUACGGAUGCGUCGCCGGCCCUGAGGAACAGACCUCCAGGCUACGUCCGGGAGGAAGUCGAUAGGGUCGAAACGACGGUGCGGAGCCAGGCGGUGAAGGUCCCAAAGGAUGUGAGGCACUCUAGCUUGUCGAAGACUGCGAGCAUAGGACGGAGCGCCGGCGCGGGCAUCUGCGAACCCUCGAAACCUUCUGGUCCUUCGCGCAGUAUAUCGAGCGACCACCCACCAGCGAUCAAGCGAUCAAUAUCAACAACCCCGACCUCAAAACGCACACCUUCGUCUUCAGCGAGGUCGUUCGCCGCCGUUCCCAGCAAACAGCCUCCGUCCAUGGAGACAGACCCAGCGACAACGUCCGUCCGCUCCGCCUCCGCCUCCGCCUCCGCCUCAGCCAGCACCGUCGCCGCUCGACCCGGCCUCACAAGGCUCCCACCCGAGCGCGUAGCCGCUGCUCGCGACAGGAUCCGUCGACGUACCGAAGCGAGGAAAGCAAGUGUCCUCGUCGAGAUCGAGGUCGUCUCCGCUCUGGACAAGCAGGGGGAGGACGGACAUGCCGUGCAGGGCCGGCAGCUACCUAUGGAGACCAUCAGGGAGCAAGAACCGCUCGCAAAGCAGCUUGAGGAGCCGAGCGAGGUCGACUGGGCGAAUCUCUGACUUGUUUGUACGUCGUGUCAUUCUCGCGCGUCCAUCCUAGUCCGCUCCUGCUGCACAACCACUCAUGUGUGUUUGUAUUUUAUGUAUUUGUCUGUGUUCUCCAUCCAUCCGCAUUCCUGGCCCAGCUACAUGAAAUAAGAGGCUACAACUUUGGAUAAACGAAGAAACAAAUCAAGCUGGAAGACGACUCGUGUGAGCCGAAGGAUUGUGUGGGAAUUCUGCAAUACCAGUUUUGUCUCACUGAGCAGCGAGCAGACUGAACUGCGAAUACAAUCAACUCUGAGGCGGUGUGCGAGGAUGCCAUUCAGGACCAUGUCGCUCGGUUAUUUUCCAGUCUACCUAGAUACCUAGGUAUCUAAUAUGUAGAUGUGCGCUCCGGGACCGGGGCAUUUUUGGCUGGGGCAUCGAUCCACUCAUCAAUCCUCCCAUCGAGAACGCAAGUCUAUAUGGUAUCA
Cladophialophora immunda is the source of this 2009-nucleotide messenger RNA. RefSeq lists its product as uncharacterized. NCBI's taxonomy places the organism in Eukaryota, Fungi, Ascomycota, Eurotiomycetes, Chaetothyriales, Herpotrichiellaceae. The coding region runs from base 49 to 1554 and encodes 501 amino acids. The record is from RefSeq and is a predicted model, not a curated record. The transcript has a single exon.